AUGCCGUUAUUGUUUUUGUCCUUCCGCCCUUCUUCCGUCUCCUCCCGCCAACCUCUUCCUUUCCCUUGUUCCGCCUUCCCUCUCUUCCCCCUCCCCCCCAUUCCCCCUUCCUUCCUUCCUCUUCACCCCUCCGCUGCUGCCAGACAUCCGCCCCCAGCGUCGAUUUACCCACCUUCGGCGACUGGUGGAACAAACCCGCCGCCGUCCUGGAAAGGGUAUCACGGGAUGCUGUACGGCGAGAGGCCUCAAGAGUACGGCGAGAGGGCACAACAGUACGGUGAUGGGCCUCUGCAGUACGGUGAGAGGGCUCAACAGUACGGUGGGGGGUCUCAGCAGUACGAUGUGCGAGCGCAGCAGUCAGUAAUCAGCCGGCAGUCGUCAGGUGAUAGCGUGCUGUCGUCAGGGUCGAACUGGCAGGCGUUCGGAGUUGACCAGAGGCCAUCCCGAAUCAGCCCACAGCCAUCAGCACUCAGCCAGCAGCCUUCAGGACUCAGCCAGCAGUUGUCAGGACUCAGCCAGCAGUUGUCAGGACUCAGCCAGCAGUUGUCAGGACUCAGCCAGCAGCCGUCAGGACUCAGCCAGCAGCCGUCAGGACUCAGCCAGCAGCCGUCAGCACUCAGCCAGCAGCCGUCAGAACUCAGCCAGCAGCCUUCAGGACUCAGCCAGCAGUUGUCUGGACUCAGCCAGAAGUUGUCAGGACUCAGCCAGCAGCCGUCAGGACUCAGCCAGCAGCCGUCAGCACUCAGCCAGAAGCCGUCAGCACUCAGCCAGCAGCCGUCAGCACUCAGCCAGCAGCCGUCAGGAGCAAGCCUGCAGGCGUAUGGGUUGUUGCCGCUGCGCCUUCUUUUCCUGCCCAUACGCCUGCUUCCCCUGACCAUCAACCUGCUUCCCCUGCCCAUCUACCUGCUUCCCCUGUCCGUCAACCUGCUUCCCCUGCCCAUGCACCUGCUUCCCCUGCCCAUCAACCUGCUUCCCCUGCCCAUCAACCUUCUUCCCCUGCCCAUCUACCUGCUUCCCCUGCCCGUCAACUUGCUUCCCCUGCCCGUCAACUUGCUUCCCCUGCCCAUCAACCUGAUUCCCCUGCCCAUCAACCUUCUUCCCCUGCCCAUCUACCUGCUUCCCCUGCCCGUCAACUUGCUUCCCCUACCCGUCAACUUGCUUCCCCUGCCCAUCAACCUGAUUCCCCUGUCCAUCAACCUGUUUCCCCUGCUCGACAACCUUCUUCCCCUGCCCAUCUACCUGCUUCCCCUGCCCGUGAACCUGCUUCCCCUGCCCGUCAACCUUCUUCCCCUGCCCAUCUACCUGCUUCCCGUACCCGUCGACCUCCUUCCUCUCUCCAUCUACCUUCUUCCCCUGGGCAUCCACCUGCUUCCCCUACCCAUCUGCCUGCUUCUCCUGCCCAUCAAUCUGCUUCCCCUGCACGUCAACCUUCUUCCCCUGCCCGUCCACCUGCUUCCCCUGCCCGUCUGCCUGCUUCCCCUCUCCAUCUACCUGCUUCCCCUUCCUUUCAGCCUGCUUCCCCUGCCCGGCCACCUGCUUCCCCUUCCUAUCAGCCUGCUUCCCCUGCCCGUCCACCUGCUUCCCCUUCCUAUCAGCCUGCUUCCCCUGCCCGUCCACCUGCUUCCCCUGCCCGUCCACCUGCUUUCCCUGCCCAUCCACCUGCUUCCCCUGCCCGUCAACCUCCUGCCCCUGACCAUCUACCUGCUUCCCCUACCCGUCAACCUUCUUUUUUUGCCCGUCAACCUGCCUCCCCUCCCGUCUACCUGCUUCCCCUGCCCGUCAACCUGCUUCCCCUGCCCGUCUACCUUCUUCCCAUGGAGAGGAGGAAGAAUACGAGAUGCCACCAUUGGAGCAGUGGAAAUCUCAUCGGUGGGGCCUGGUCUGGGGUACUAUGUGGCAGCAACCCCAGAGGCAGGUCCAGGAGGCAUGGAAGCAGCAGUGGGAGAAGAAGAAUUUCCAUGUUCAGGUGAAAGUGUAAGUGACUCACCGGGAGCAGCAGCAGCUGGAGUAGCAGGCAUCGGAGGAGGAGGUUGGACGGAGGAGGAGGAGCCACUUGACUCUCUCACAGCAGAACUAGCUGCUGUUGAUGUAGCUCCCGCUGCUGCUGCUUCUACUCCAGGAGGUGGGAGGGAAGAGGAUGAAGAGACGUCUCCCACGGAAGCUCUAGCUGCUGUUUGUAUUCUUGCUCGUGCUGGUGGUGGUGGUGCUGCUGCUGCUGCUCGUGCUGGUGCUGGUGUUGGUUCUGCUGGGACUGCUGCUGCUGCUGCUGCUGGUGCUGCUCGUGCUGGUGGUGCUGCUGUUGCUGCUGCUCCUUCUCGUACUGGUGUUGCUGCUGCUGCUGCUGCUGCUGCUGCUGGUGCUCGUGCUCCUGCUCGUGCUGGUUCUGGUGCGGCUGCUGCUGCUGCUGCUGCUGCUGCUGCUGCUGCUGCUGCUGCUGCUGCUGCUGCUGCUGCUGCUGCUGCUAGUGCUGCUGCUGCUGGUGCUACUACUGCUUCUGGUGCUGCUGCAGCUGCCGGUGCUUCCAGUAGCAAUGCUUCGGCGCAUGCCAAGUCAAAGAAAUCGGGAGCUGCAUUCCUGGGUUGGGGGGAACUCAUGGGUUGGGGGGCGCUCCUGGGUUGGGGGGCGCUCCCCUCUGUUGGGCGGCACUCCCCUCUGUUGGACGGCACUCCCCUCUGUUGGGCGGCACUCCCCUCUGUUGGGCGGCACUCUCCUCUGUUGGGCGGCACUCCCCUCUGUUGGGCGGCACUCCCCUCUGCUGGGCGGCACUCCUCUGCUGGGCGGCAUUCCUCAGUUGGGGGUGAGGAGCUGGUUUUGGUGGGGGGAGUGGUUUUGGCUUUCGAGCUGCCAAUCCUGGUGGCUAUGGUGCUCGUGGUGGCUAUGGUGCUGGUGCUGGUUGUGGUGCGAAUGGCGGCGAUAAUGGUGUGA
Closterium sp. Naga37s-1 is the source of this 2925-nucleotide messenger RNA. NCBI's taxonomy places the organism in Eukaryota, Viridiplantae, Streptophyta, Zygnematophyceae, Desmidiales, Closteriaceae. The record is from the annotation of a GenBank genome assembly.